Molecule: messenger RNA, 528 nt
Organism: Necator americanus (New World hookworm)
Lineage: Eukaryota; Metazoa; Nematoda; Chromadorea; Rhabditida; Ancylostomatidae
Exons: 1
Coding region: 1-528 (175 amino acids)
Source: RefSeq, a predicted model, not a curated record
AUGCCUAUCUCCGGAAACUCUAGAGUUCAGUGUGGAGCUGCACUAGGUGCAGAGAAGCAUGAGCCUACGUCCGACCUCGCGAGACGUUGCAGGGAAGCGAUAAAAGAAGAUCUGGAAGAGGAAAGAGCAGUAGUAUUAGCCACAUUAGCAGGGGCGGGUAAGAGCAUUCGCGAAAUCCGUCGGAACUGUGCCAAUCGUAAAACAAAAAAGACUGCUCUCCGGAACCGAAAUGGAACAACUACAGCAUCGAGCAGGAGGAUGGAGAAGCUCAUUCACGACUUCUACUCAGAUCUCUUCGACAGCUACGUCCAUUUGCCUCCUCACCGUCUAACGGAGGAUGGAGAUGUCAUCCCAGAGAUUCUCCCUACCGAGGUCCGACAUGCCAUCAUGUCGAUGAAGAAUCGUACUUUAUUCGAUUCCGACAGAAUCAAGUCUGAACAUAAAAAUGAAAAAAAACAUCUUCCGCUAAUCUUAUCAAUCUUUGUCGAGGCUCUUUACACGUUAUUCGUCGGAAUGCAAGGUUGCUAA